Molecule: messenger RNA, 495 nt
Organism: Anneissia japonica
Lineage: Eukaryota; Metazoa; Echinodermata; Crinoidea; Comatulida; Comatulidae
Exons: 2
Coding region: 7-438 (143 amino acids)
Source: RefSeq, a predicted model, not a curated record
UCAGAUAUGUGUCCAGACUGCACGCCUGCCAUUUCGUUGCACGUUGCAUGUCGCUUUGAUCUACAACCUAUGAUUGUGGAGGUGCUAGAUGUGAAUGUGGAAUCGACAGAGACACAAGUUGAAAUAAAUGUUCUAAGCCCUAUGCGAUCUAACUUUAUAUCUAAUGGCAGUCAAAUACAGUCUCUUCUUCGUUACGAUCAAGACCCCUGCCAAUGUCCACAAAUAUUACCCCUGAACUUGCCUUAUCUUAUGAUACCGACUCUUUACAUUGACAAUGAGCCGACUCUGGACUCUGGAUGUUACGUUGCAGAAUUUGAUAGCACACUAAUACAUAUACUUAAAAACUUGAUUGAAUCAAAUGAAGACUGCAACAAGUUUUUUGCCGACAUCAAAUCAAAACUUUACACCACUGGAAACAAUACUACUGAGAUAAACUAAUUAUAAAUAAUUAUUAAUUUUUGUACAACACUCAAUAAAAAAUGCUAUUGUCAAUGA